GCGUCCCAAUUUCAAGUAUUGGGUUGGUGACACCACAUCGGCGAACCACCCGCAGUUCAGCUGGAAAAUACUCCAGGCAUACGUCGGGUACCUUGCGUGGAACGUGCUUCGUGCGUACUGCGUAGUGUACUCACCUCGAACCGUAACGUAACUCGCCCUGCUCGCCCAUCUGAGGUGCCAGUUCCAGGUCGCCAAUAAGGAGGUUCGCUUCCCACGUCAACUUGUCAAUGCUGCGAACUGCAACACCCAACCACUCCAACCUCUCUGGCACGCCCAACCGCAAUCUUGGAACAAACCUUGGUGCCCGGCCAAGGUAGGAACGAGGCGCAACCAGGCACGGCGAAAAUCAAACAGCGGUCCGCACUCCCCUCUUCACAUCUUCCACGUUACAUCCCAACUUAUUUGCCGGACAAUAAGCUUCAGCACCAUACCAGAGUAUCUUGCCACACGAUCUGCGACUUGACACCAUGAACUUAUCGACAAAGAACACCAGCUCGGGCAGCGCUAGAGGUAGAGAUCCAGGCACAAACGCGAUGCCGUUGUUGUCGACGGCGCCAGGCGCUCCAGUGCCAGGGCCUCCACAGCCCGCCCCCCCAUCCCCUGCUGCUGGCAAUGAAACUGCGACUUUGUCGGUUGGUGGUACCCUCAAUGGUCAGAGGUCGCUCAGGAGAUUGCAAUCGGCUCACAGCCUCGGCGCAAAGGCCUUGCCUCAGCCGUCCCUAAUUUCCCAGCAGAGGUUACAGUUACAACAGCAGCAGCAACAGCACCAGGAACCGCAACACCAGGGGCAACCGCAAUCCCAACCGCGUCGUCAACCGCAUCAGCAGCCCCAACAUCAACAUCGCCUACUCCCAGGCCUGCCUUCGCCUCAUACUAGACAUGCAAGUUUCAACUAUCGAUCGACACCACAAAGAGGUCGCGCCAACAGUGACGCCCCGCCUGUCCCGAUUCCAUUAGGCCAACAAUACAGCACCAUGGCAGCCGCAAAUAGGCGCGCCAUGCGCGGCACAAGCUCAUCCACCGCCAGCACUAUGUCCCUCGAGAAGUUGUUGCGCGAAGGCCCCCCGAACGGCGAUGUUGAUACGGCGCUCGAAAGCACACGACUCAAGAUCCUCGAUCAGGGCGUCAAAUCCGAUAGCGACGGCAUGUCUUCCCUUCGCAUAUACGUAUGGCUGAUCCUGCUUGACGCCCCAAUCAUCGAAACCGACACCUACCUUUCCCUCAUUCAUCGCGGCGCAUCCCCUGCCUACUCGAAAAUCCGCAAUGAUACUUUCCGUACACUUACGACCGAUCCUCUCUUUCGGCGCCGCGUUAGCGAGGCCAGUCUAAUUCGAUUACUUAACGCCGUCGCCUGGAGGUUACACGAUGCCCGCGGAGACCGAACCCGAGACCAUAGCAUUGUCAGUCUUUCGCGACGCUCGGCGCCAUCAGAACCCGGAAGUCGUCCGGGAACUAGUGGUCACGACAGCAUCACUGGGUCGCCGGCAUCGAAAAGUCGAGCGCGUGCCUUGACCUUGACCACUGAAGGCUCCGAGGCCAGUGGUGUCGCCUCUGAACCGGGUACCUAUGUACAAGGAAUGAACGUGCUGGCCGCGCCUUUCUUGUAUGCUGCACGUAGCGAAGCCGAAGCCUUCGUCGCCUUCCACCAGCUUCUUACGCAAGAGUUACCCGGCUAUAUUCGCGGCGCCAUGGACGGAGUGCACAAAGGGCUGGCGUUGGUUGACAAGGUGUUAUCGAUCGUGGAUCCAAAACUCAGUCUCUACCUGAUGUCCAAGAACCUUUCCGCCGAGAUCUAUGCAUUCCCCUCCGUACUGACGUUGUGCGCAUGCACGCCACCUCUGCCCGAGGUCCUACGCUUGUGGGACUUCCUCUUCGCAUACGGUCCGCAUCUCAACAUUUUGUGCAUCGUUGCGCAGCUGAUCAUGAUACGCACAAAGAUCAUGGAAUCGCCUAGUCCUAACAAACUCCUCCGAUCUUUCCCUGCCCUUCAGGCUGAUUUGAUCAAGCGGACCACUUUGACCGUGAUACGAAUGAUACCCGACGAUGUCUAUGCUGAAAUCGUGGUUCAUGCCAAGUGAUGGAACUUCCAGAAAUUCAUAUGCAUGCAGCAUAUUGGAUAAAAGACAUUCAGAGAGCGAAAAUGGACGCGAAGCGUCGAGCGCCACCAAGCGUGGUAAACCUGCACUCGAACUUGACUCGCCCAAACAACGUGCAGUAAUGCUCUUACAACUACGGUCUACCUGGCGAAGAUCAGAUGAAGCGGCCAUGCCUCUCCGCUGUCUGGGUUUCGUCCCUUUUAAUUUGCGGGUUGCUGAGUGCUGGCAUAGGCAGUAAAUGCCGCGCCGAGUAUACUAUGUGGGCGCAUCCAGCGUGGGCUUGCGAAACUCUCUUCAUGAAAUAAGCUAAAAGAGCUCGCAGCGCUUGCCUGGUUUCAGACUCGAGAAGUAAGUUCAGUUAAGGGAUGAUUUAGAACUGAUUGGAGAUUCGAAAGGGCCAGCUCCAUCCGCGAAGAUACAGCGAAAGGGACGGACGGAUAGUUGGCAUUCCCCUCAAUUCUGCAGUAGGAAUUUGAAGUCGCGGUCCUCUCAAGCUUGACCUUGCUAAUACAACUUGGCAUCGCGUGGUUUGAUUCCUCUAUCAUUUCGACAGACUGGCGGCCUAGGAACAGGUGUUUUGCAUACAAGGUGUAGUGUGGGAUGUGGAUAUAUUAUGUCUUGACUGCCCAAGCCAUCGGAGUUCCUCCUCGCGGGGGUGAUGGCCGCUCAUUUAUCGUCAAACGUCGACACGAGGCGGAGCCAAUGCAGAAUACGCUCGUCGCGGUUUCCAGAGGAUGACAUAGUCCCCAGAAACAAUGGAGAUAGAAAAAUGAUGUUGAUAUAGCGGAUUCCCAGGUCAAAAGGGAAACGGGAGCUGGAAAGAAAGUAAGGGGAAGAGGUAUAGACUCAUCAGGCCUUUACUAGCAAUUGGCUCAAAGCGAACGUCGGAUAGAUGACUCUAAAUAGAACAUUGGUACAGCAUAUCUUAAGAGAAAGCCCCCAAUAGAACCGGUCUAGUG
Molecule: messenger RNA, 3055 nt
Organism: Neurospora crassa OR74A
Lineage: Eukaryota; Fungi; Ascomycota; Sordariomycetes; Sordariales; Sordariaceae
Product: mitotic check point protein
Exons: 3
Coding region: 468-2078 (536 amino acids)
Biological process (GO): negative regulation of septation initiation signaling; activation of GTPase activity
Cellular component (GO): mitotic spindle pole body
Molecular function (GO): GTPase activator activity
Source: RefSeq, a predicted model, not a curated record